AUGGAACGCAUAACUGUAAAAUAUUAUCGUGCUGAUACACCUUAUCUAUCUCCAGAAGCUAUUGAGGAAAUUAUUCAAUCUCGAGGAACGAUUAAAAAUGCAUGCAAGGAAAUGAUGGAAAAAAUAAGUGGGGGAGGUAUGAAUAACAUUCCUAAUACAGAUAUAGUUGCCCAAAUUGAGCGAGAAAUAAAAAGAAAGGAUAAAAACUUAGCUAAUACUGCUCGCAUAAUGUCUACUACUUAA
Molecule: messenger RNA, 243 nt
Organism: Entrophospora sp. SA101
Lineage: Eukaryota; Fungi; Glomeromycota; Glomeromycetes; Entrophosporales; Entrophosporaceae
Source: the annotation of a GenBank genome assembly